This is a messenger RNA of Phasianus colchicus (ring-necked pheasant), 4826 nucleotides long. RefSeq names its product spermatogenesis associated 7 (gene SPATA7). The record is from RefSeq and is a predicted model, not a curated record. Lineage: Eukaryota; Metazoa; Chordata; Aves; Galliformes; Phasianidae. Gene Ontology annotation, cellular component: photoreceptor distal connecting cilium; ciliary basal body; rod photoreceptor outer segment. Gene Ontology annotation, biological process: microtubule cytoskeleton organization; photoreceptor cell maintenance.
UUUUUUACUUUCAGUCAGGUUGCAAGCAGGUUUGAAUAAUUGCUGUGGAUUCCACCGAGGAACCAAAACUUCAGAGUGUAACACAUUGCUUAAAGACGCCUCUGCCAGCAGCGAUUCACCUUUAUCCAGCUCACGUUACACGAGUUACGGCACCGCACGUGGAAAAACUGGGAGCGGCGCGAUGCGGAUGCCAGGCCCAGGAGAGGGCCGAGCCCAGGGACUGAGGGCGCCCGACAGCGCAGCUUCCCAGGGGCGGGGGUUGUUGUGGGGAAACCCCGCGCUGUGAGCAGCGCGCGGGAGAAGCCGUCCCCGAGGCCGCGGCCUGGCCCGGCCCCGCCCGCCUGGCGCGACGCUCCCGGCACCAUGGCAACAGCGGAGGCCGCCGGGCCAGGCCACGUCGCGCCGUGCCAGACUCAGCGCCCCGCCCCGCCCGGCUGCUGCGGAGGCAGAGCCGUUGCCGCCUUGAGCCGAGAGUUGGGCUCGCCCGAGAGCAUGGGGGUGAAGAUGGAGAGCGGCGGCGGCAGGCGGAGCCAAGUGAAUGAAUACUCAGCUGUUGUCGUUCCCAGAUGUGGUCCAGCAAGUCCAUUUAAAGGACAGCUAAGUACUAAAAGUAAUGCUUUCUGCAUCGACUCCUCCCGAAGCCUGACUAACCAGUACCUGAUCAGAGAUCACUUGAUGUUUCAUUAUAACAGAAUUCUUUCAGCCAAAGCAGCUGUAGACUGUUCAGUGCCCAGAAGUAGGUUGAGCAGCAUUAAACUUGCUGACCAACAGAGAAGAGAGAAACUGAAAAAGAAGAUAGCCAGGUAUGAAAAAGAAAUGAGUGUGGGCAAAAGUGCCUCACGAUCCAGCUCAAGAGAAAGUGGAAAGCUGCUGUCAACCUGUUUUGGAAAGAGUCCCUUGGAAGUAGAAGAUAAAGACAGUCUGUUCUCCAGUGUUGAGCACACACCAUACCUGUCAAGAGCACUGUCACCUUAUGGUGAGCUUGGCUUGCUUCACUCCAGUCCAGUGGAACGUGCCAGAAAACAUUCUCGGAAUAGAUCCAAUGCAUCUAACUCAAACUCAAGUGUCAGUGUGUCAAGCACACCAAGAAAACGCUCCGGAGUUUCAAGCCGUUGCUCCUCUGAUAGCUUUGUGAGCAUCAGUCGUUCUCAGAGGCGUCAGGAAAGCAACUCCAAAAUAUACAGUGGGGAUCUUCUGGACAGACACUCAGAAUUGUUUACCAGCAGCCAGAAACCUUUUACUCCACGCACCUUAAUAUCAGAUGCUAAAUCUGCCCUGCUCGGGUAUAGGUAUUACACUGCUGCUCAAAGGAAAAGGAAAAAGCACUGCAAGCAACAUGUGGAAGCUGAAACACAGACUGAUGUGAUCAGCUUUCCAAGUGCAGAUAAAGGAUCUGAGAAAAAAGUUACGACUGAACAGCGGAAGAUGACAGUGAAGAGUGAAGAUAAAAGAUACAAUAUGGAUGAGCCUGAGAAAGAAAUAGCUGCUUUUCCAUACUCCUAUCUAAGAGAGACAUCAUUGUAUUCUGAGCAGCUUUCAGCAAGGAUGAAUACUGAGGCUGUAGAAGAUGACCGUUUAUAUUUAACUUUCAUUGAAGAUAUAACAAAUGACAUUCUUGACAUUGGGCUGUUUUCCAACAGAGUUCUGGAACAAUUGUUCGAGUGUCAUAUACAAGAAAAUAAGAACCGUUUGGAUGAGAGCAAAAUGCGGCACCUGUUGGAUGUGCUUAAAGCAGACCUUGGCUGCAGCUCACGGAGUGGUGCUGAGCAAAUCCACGCAGGCUGGGAAGCCAUUGAGUCACUGGAUCUGGGAAAGUUUAAUGUGAUGGAACAGCUCAAGUUUUGCAGUAGAAGUAGGAAGCAAGGAAAAACUACAAAAAGUGAAGAAUUCUUUAAGACCAUGGAUUUGUUAUCAAAGGAACCAAGCGUGUAUGAAGUGUCACUAUGCAAUGAAAAUUCAAAGAAGACAGGGAGCAAGGGUGACUUUUCAGAAGAUGUUGAUGAAAUGAUGAAUGCUGAGACAGAGUCUCAUGCUUGUGUGAAAUCUGAAGACCCAGACGCUUCACCCUCAUGUGAGGAAACUCUAAACUUGAUUACUUGUGACAGUGAUUUGGAAGCCAACAAGGAACUUCAUGAUCUUGAGGAAAACUUUGCAGAGGUCCUUCAGAUCACACAUGACCACUCAUCCUAGUGGCCAAAAUUUAGCUGUUAAAUAGGGAGGAAGCUAUUUUUGUAGAGAAUUGCCAUUCACUAAAUAAAGAGAAGUAAAUUGUUUAUCUUCAGGUGUUUUAACAGAAUCACUGAAUUCUCUUUAGCAGAGUAUUUAUUACAGAUCAGUGAACAUUUCUGUACUGAUGUAGACUGUAAAGGGUAAAAUGACUGUUAAAAAAAAUACUCUGUAUAUUUUGUCUAUAAAUGUAUAGCCCCAAACUAACUUUUGGGAAUAGUAAAAUUAGGUGCAUAUUUUAUAGAAAGCUGCAGAGUUAUGAAAUAUUUGUUUUUAUUUAUGACAAAUAAAAUUAAUUGAUGACAUUUCUAAUAUAAUGGUGGUCCAUGUUAUAACGAAGCAAGAUUUUUGUAGUUUGCAAGAAGAAUUCAAUUUACCAACACUGAAAUAUGACGUACUACUUACCUGCAGAGCAGAGACAGGAAUGUUUGUUCAGCCUGGAAGAAGGCAGCAUUAUUUCCUCUCUUCAUGUUCAGCCAUUGUUCGAUGUUAAAUCCCACUGGAGCAUGAAGUUCUUAUCUUAUUUUUUUUUCUUUUCACAGUACCUUAGAACAUAGCAAACAAGGUUUCCUUGCAUUAGCUUGAAUGAAAUGAGGUUUGAGUAUCGACAGGCAACUUUCCAAAAAUAAGCAUUUCUUUAUGAUAUUGCUAGCUGAACAUUCCUCCUUUCUCAGCUAUGAACUGAAUUGUCUUAUUCCUUACAUCAACAGGUAUAAAAAACAUUUUGCAGUAUUAGCUGGUCUCAUGCCAGAAACAGAUGUAUAGUUCUAGCUGCUGCAUACAGCAGCUUUUAAGCUGCUCAGUACACCUGCAGCUUGUUUUAUGCACAGCUCUUGAGCUACUUAAUCCUACUUGUCCUUGAUUUAGCUGAUAAAUCUGGGAAGUGAAGACUGCAACAAUUUUCACACUGCAUAACACCAAAAUACAUAGUCCAGUUUCUUGCAUUGAUGGCAACCUUGGUAUAGCAUUCUGCAGAGAGUUUUGGGUUUGGAAAAAAAAGGUCCAAGAAAAGUUAGACAAGUCCAAAUGGCAGAGCUUAUCAACUUGCACAUGUAGCUACCUCCUCUGUGGCUCAAGAGCUUCUGUUAAACACUAUUAAACUUGUAAGCUCAGUGACUGAUUGUAGUGUGCCAAAAGCUCCAGUAAACAUAGACCAUUGCUUCAUUGUGAAGCGUAAGCUUUUUUGGGGAAAAAACAAAGAACAAAAAACUCCCAAAAAUUCUUUCAAAAAGCCAAAUAAAAGCAAUGCUUCUGGAACUCACCAAUGUUGCAGUGCAGUGUAUGUUUUCCAAGAAAAUGAAAAGGCACUUUCCUGGCUGUCUUGGUCCUAAUGAUAAAUCACGCUUGUUGACAGUGACAGCAGAGUGUUUUAUUUUACCCACGUACACGUGGCUGAGCAGAUGGGUCUUUCGUCUGCCAUGCUCAGCUGGCUAUCUUACAAAUCUGGCCUGCAGCGUGAGUGCCCUGGCUCACUGGAAAGUAGGGAUGAUGUGAGGAUUUUACAUUGCUCCAUCAGAGCCUGUCUCAUUGAGAAGACACAGCCACAGGACUGACCCAGUGCCAGCAUCGUUUGUCCCUCAUCACAAGGGACUGAAACCCUUCUCCCAUCCCCAGAGCAACUCCCUUUAUCUUCCUUAGCCCAGAAGUGAAGAGCAGAAUGCACCCAGACAAUUGGGUUGUGUUUUAUAUGAAAAAAAAUUAACACAGAGUGACGGGCUAGGUCUGGUGCCUAUAAAUAUGGUUUAUAUAUAGAACUAAAGAGUGUGGUGAGUCAUCUCCAGGUGCAAAGUCUUCUUGCUCCUCUGCCAUGACCACACUGGCUCCUGGAGCCCUCCCUCUGAGUUCUCCAACAUUGAUCCAUUAUGGAAUUAAAAAAUUUUCUCCCACUACUUUGUUGUAUAACCUACAUUAUAAAAAGGAUCACUCAGCAAACUUCGGCUUGUGGUCGACAUAAGUCUGAUUAAGUAUAAAUAAGAGAUUCACAUUAAAAUUCUGCAAAUUAAAGCAUAGCAGUGAAAGUGGUCAUGACUUCAGCAUGCAGAAAGGUGCAAAUAAUGACACAGUCAUUUCCUGCAGUGUGAGUAACAUGAAAAUAAACAAGUACUGUUCCUUGACCAUGCUUCCUGUGGAUGAGCUGUCUGAACAUUGGUGACGUUUUAUCUGGGUAGGUGGUAGUUAUAGCAGUAAAUAAAUUAAUAAAAACUGACCUUUUACAAAGAAACCAUCUGUCUGCCUAAACCACGAUUACAGAAAUUUCCUGGACAUUGAGUGAAAUACUCAGUAAGGAACCCCAGGAGAGCACAGUGAUGUGCUGAAAACUAGAGUAGUCAGCACAGGCAGGGGAACUGAUUUCUUGUACAACCACUCCCAACAGGUAGUAGGGAAAGAACAGUGGAGAUAGAUGUUAUCAAUAUGAAAUCAAUUAGCUUAUCUCACCUAUAGGUCCAAAAGUAAAUUCAGGCUAUCCCGGGCCUAAUACUUUCCUUGUUUCCUUAUUCACAUUUGCAUUUGGUGGUUCUUCAAAUGCAAGUUGUUUAAGCAAUUUGAUAGAGAAACCAGACCCACAUCACUGCUAAGAUUAAUCAGCAGUGUAAGCUUUG